UCCCGACCCUCCCCCCUCCCCCGCUCCCUUUCUUUAUAUGGAUCCGGAGAUCCGGAGCUCUUCGUUUCGCUCAUCGUCGCCCUCGCCACGCCUCGGAUCCCCUUAGAUUCGCCCCACUCCAACCUCGCCCUCGUCGAUCUCUUCUCCAGGUCUCCUUUAUUGUCUGCAUAAACAAUGGCUACAGGGCAGCUUUUCUCUCGAAACACUCAAGCAUUGUUCUACAAUUAUAAGCAACUACCUAUUCAGAGAAUGCUCGACUUUGACUUUCUCUGUGGGAGAGAAACACCUUCUGUUGCUGGAAUCAUCAAUCCUGGUUCUGAGGGGUUUCAAAAACUCUUUUUUGGGCAGGAAGAAAUUGCCAUUCCAGUUCAUUCAGCCAUUGAAGCUGCUUGCAGUGCACAUCCAACUGCUGAUGUUUUCAUCAAUUUUGCAUCGUUUCGGAGUGCUGCUGCCUCUUCUAUGGCCGCUUUGAAGCAGCCAACGAUCAGAGUAGUAGCUAUUAUAGCUGAAGGUGUUCCUGAAUCAGACACAAAACAGUUGAUUGCUUAUGCACGGGCUAAUAACAAGGUUAUUAUUGGACCUGCCACUGUUGGGGGCAUUCAAGCUGGAGCCUUUAAGAUUGGUGACACUGCUGGAACAAUUGACAAUAUAAUCAGUUGCAAACUUUAUAGACCAGGAUCUGUUGGAUUUGUGUCGAAAUCGGGAGGCAUGUCAAAUGAGCUUUACAACACAAUUGCACGUGUGACAGAUGGAAUCUAUGAAGGCAUUGCAAUUGGAGGAGAUGUUUUUCCGGGCUCAACUCUUUCAGACCAUGUUCUGCGCUUUAAUAAUAUACCCCAGGUCAAGAUGAUGGUCGUACUGGGAGAACUGGGUGGGAGGGAUGAGUACUCCCUAGUUGAGGCCUUAAAAGAAGGAAAGGUCCAUAAACCAGUUGUUGCUUGGGUUAGUGGGACCUGCGCACGGCUCUUCAAAUCAGAAGUGCAGUUUGGUCAUGCUGGUGCCAAGAGUGGUGGUGAGAUGGAAUCAGCUCAAGCUAAAAAUGAGGCUUUAAGGGAAGCUGGAGCAGUUGUUCCCACUUCGUAUGAAGCUUUAGAGGCUGCGAUCAAAGAGACUUUUGAGAAACUAGCUGAGGAAGGAAAGAUUACUCCUGUACCUGAAGUAACACCACCUCAAAUUCCUGAGGAUCUUAAAACCGCAAUUAAAAGCGGGAAGGUCCGAGCUCCAACACAUAUUAUCUCCACCAUAUCUGAUGACAGAGGUGAGGAACCAUGUUAUGCUGGUGUUCCCAUGUCUACAAUAAUAGAACGGGGUUAUGGUGUUGGUGAUGUUAUUUCUCUUUUGUGGUUCAAACGUAGCCUUCCCCGUUAUUGCACGCAAUUCAUUGAGAUUUGCAUUAUGCUGUGUGCUGAUCAUGGUCCUUGCGUCUCGGGUGCUCAUAAUUCUAUCGUCACAGCAAGAGCUGGAAAGGACCUAGUUUCCAGCCUGGUGUCAGGAUUGCUUACAAUUGGUCCUCGAUUUGGCGGUGCAAUUGAUGAUGCUGCCCGAUACUUCAAGGAUGCCUAUGACAGAGGUCUCACUCCUUAUGAGUUCGUCGAAGGUAUGAAAAAGAAGGGCAUCCGUGUACCAGGAAUUGGGCACAGGAUUAAGAGUAGAGACAACAGAGAUAAAAGAGUGCAGCUUCUACAGCAAUAUGCACACACUCAUUUCCCUUCAGUAAAGUACAUGGAGUAUGCUGUUAAAGUCGAGACCUACACUCUCUCAAAGGCAAACAACUUGGUUUUGAAUGUUGAUGGUGCAAUUGGCUCACUCUUCUUAGAUCUUCUUGCUGGAAGCGGGAUGUUCACCAAGCAAGAGAUCGAUGAGAUUGUUGAGAUUGGAUACCUGAAUGGGCUCUUUGUUCUUGCACGUUCCAUUGGACUGAUCGGGCACACUUUUGACCAGAAGAGACUAAAACAGCCGCUCUACCGUCAUCCAUGGGAAGAUGUUCUCUACACAAAAUAAAUUGGCUUCCUCUGCGCAAUUCUGUGCCACACCGUUAUCUAACCGUUCUAUUUUGUUCCCUGCAUUGCUCUUUCAUUCUUCUUCGGGCUUCAAAAUUACAUAGUUUCCGACCUCUCUUUUAGUUCCGUGGGAUCGAUGUGCUCAUUAAUAUUUCAUGUAUGUCUUGAUUUAAAAUUCAAUUCGUAUUCCAAACACUGCGAGUAGUUGUUUAGAAUCUGCAAAAUGAUGUUACCAAAAAUUUUGAAUUUGAUUUUCAUUUGUUAUGGAC
Molecule: messenger RNA, 2269 nt
Organism: Ananas comosus (pineapple)
Lineage: Eukaryota; Viridiplantae; Streptophyta; Magnoliopsida; Poales; Bromeliaceae
Product: ATP-citrate synthase beta chain protein 1
Exons: 17
Coding region: 175-2001 (608 amino acids)
Biological process (GO): acetyl-CoA biosynthetic process; tricarboxylic acid cycle; fatty acid biosynthetic process
Cellular component (GO): cytosol
Molecular function (GO): ATP citrate synthase activity
Source: RefSeq, a predicted model, not a curated record